Microbotryum saponariae is the source of this 1457-nucleotide messenger RNA. Lineage: Eukaryota; Fungi; Basidiomycota; Microbotryomycetes; Microbotryales; Microbotryaceae. The record is from the annotation of a GenBank genome assembly.
AUGACUUUCUCUCGCCUGAUUCGACCCCAUCAUCAUCAUCAAGCCCAUCGCAAGAUCGAGUCGUGUUCACCACAUCAAAGGCGUGAGUGGUCCACCCGUUCCCGUUCCCGUCGGAUCCCAUCCCCAAAGCUGACUCGCUUUUCUUUGGGUUGUCGCUACAGUCAACGUCUCCCAUCGUACCUCAAGACCCAAGUUCCCGUGUCUGCGUCCUACAACAAGAUCAAGAACGAUCUGCGUGGGCUCAAGCUGCACACCGUGUGCGAAGAGGCGAGGUGUCCCAACAUCGGCCAGUGCUGGGGUGGCGACAAGGGUGAUGCGACCGCGACCAUCAUGGUGCGUUGUUGCAUCUGUUUGCUUCCUGACACUUGACAAGCCUAAGCAAAGAUUCGAUCUUGCAGCUCAUGGGUGACACUUGUACCCGAGGGUGUCGUUUCUGCGCGAUCAAGACCGCCAAACGACCGCCGCCUCUCGACGUACAUGAGCCUGAAAACACCGCCGAAGCCAUCUCUCGAUGGGGUGUUGGGUACAUCGUUAUGACCAGUGUUGACCGAGAUGGUGAGUCGUAAAGAGCAAGCCUCCGCUAAGAGAGACGCUUCGCUGCGGUCGUGGAGCUCAGGGACGCUGAUUUUUGGGUCUCGCGUCUUUUUCUCUUUAGAUAUUGCCGAUGGAGGAGCAUCUCACUUUGCCGAGACGAUCCGAAAAACCAAAUCAAAGUGAGCCAUCGGCAGCUACAACAACUUCAUUCCAUCUCAUGAAUCGACCUGACCCGUGCUUUUAUCACAUCCCCCCCAACAGAGCCCCCCACAUCCUAAUUGAAGCCUUGACAGGCGAUUUUCAAGGCGACAAGGACGCCAUCUCCCUCGUUGCCCGAUCAGGAUUGGACGUGUACGCGCACAACAUGGAAACAACCGAGAACCGAACGCCGUUCGUGCGAGACCCGCGCGCGACGUUCCGACAGUCGUUGGAGGUGUUGAGGGUCGCCAAGCAGGCGAAACCGGGAUUGAUCACCAAGACGAGCAUCAUGUUGGGUGUAGGCGAGACGGACGAGGAGGUCCUGGACACACUAAAGGGUGAGACUGGCGAACAAUGGCGUUCCCUCUCUCACGUGCUCCUCGAAGGCUGAUCGUGCUGCUCGGAUCCGCCCCUUCACAGAACUGCGCAAGGUCGAUGUCGACGUCGUCACAUUCGGACAAUACAUGCGACCAACCAAGAAGCACAUGAAGGUCUCUUCCUACGUCACGCCCGAACGAUUCGAUCACUGGGGGCGGGAGGCCGAGCGACUCGGCUUCCUGUACUGGGCCUCGGGUCCGUUGGUGCGCUCGAGCUUCAAGGCCAACGAGUUGCUCAAGAGUGUGCUGGGUAAGAGGUUGAUCAAGGGGAUGAAAGGGAGGGGACAGGGCGUCGAUGUCGUGGGUCAGGAUGGGGAGAGGAGAACUCUGGAAGGUGUGAGGGCUUAG